UAUGGCUCACUAUCGGUGGUAUCCGGCGCGUCCCGAACGUUGGUGGCCAGUUGGGGGCCAGCCAGUAAGGAAUACACUACUCUCUACCCGCAAGUCAGCCAGCCAGUCAGCCAGUGCAGAGAGGCGGCAGCAUCCACAAUGUGGCUGGUCCUCCUGCUUGUAGCCUCGGCUUAUGCUGAAGCUACCAACUACAGAUCGGAGUUGGUGGAUCCUGCUUGGGAGGAGGUGUUCACAGCAGGCGGUCUCCACGUUGGCGGAGGACGCACCAAGAGAUUCGUCGAGCUUUCUGAUAACCAGCCCAACGUUCCGUUUCAAGCUUGUGUCCUGCCUAACGGGAAGCCGGGUCACUGUCGCCACCUACACCACUGCAUCCAAGACGACUACAAACAUGACUUUAUCAAGUUCAUGGACUAUCUCUGCAUCAUCAACCGCUCGUCUGUAGGCGCGUGCUGUCCUGACGAUGGGGUCCCGGGGCAGGCGGCAGGCCUGGCGGGGGACCUUCCCGCCACCGCGCCGCGGGAGGAGCCCGACGAAGCCAUGCUCAAGAUCGCCCGCGCCGAGAACAGAGGUUGCGGGCUAAGCACGCGUGCGUCAGGCCGCGUGGUGGGCUCGCGGCCCGCCAACCCACGCGAGUGGCCGUGGAUGGCGAGCGUCAUCCCUGAAGGCUUCGAGCAGUACUGCGGCGGCGUCCUCAUCACCGACCGGCAUGUCCUCACAGCUGCGCAUUGCACGCGAAGAUGGAAGGCCGAUGAGCUAUACGUGACUCUAGGCGAGUACGACAUGAACCGCAGCAACGACUCCCGAACCUACAACUUCAAGGUGGUGGAGAAGAUCCAGCACGAGCAGUUCGACCCGUCCAACUACCAUAAUGAUGUAGCCAUCCUGAAGCUGCACCGGCCUGCCGUCUUCAACACCUACGUCUGGCCCAUCUGCCUCCCGCCGCUGGGACUCGACCUCACUAACCAAUCCGCCAUCAUUAUUGGUUGGGGCACCCAAUGGUACGGCGGACCUCACAGUCCUGUGUUGAUGGAGGUGUCGGUGCCGAUAUGGGACCACAAGACUUGUGUGGAUUCCUUCACAGACUCCAUAUUCGAUGAGACUCUUUGCGCUGGCGGCCACGAAGGCGGAAAGGAUGCUUGCCAGGGCGACAGCGGAGGCCCGUUGAUGUACCAGAUGGAGAGCGGGCGGUGGACGACCAUCGGCGUGGUGUCGUGGGGCAUCCGCUGCGGUGAGGCCUCGCACCCCGGCCUUUACGCCCGCGUCGACAAGUACCUCAGCUGGAUCGUACGCAACGCACGCUUCUAAACCACAUUGUACGCUAGAGGCCAUUUUGUUGGGCAUAGUUCUAUCUUCAAUAAUUGUAGAUAUAUACUUUAGUACCAUGUCGGAUUAUAAUUUGACAAAUUGAAUCCAAUUUCUCAUUACCCAA
Messenger RNA from Pectinophora gossypiella (pink bollworm), 1429 nucleotides. It is a transcript of the gene CLIP3, whose product is annotated as venom protease-like. Gene Ontology annotation, molecular function: serine-type endopeptidase activity. The record is from RefSeq and is a predicted model, not a curated record. Lineage: Eukaryota; Metazoa; Arthropoda; Insecta; Lepidoptera; Gelechiidae. Bases 139 to 1305 code for a protein of 388 amino acids. Gene Ontology annotation, biological process: proteolysis. The transcript has 8 exons.